AAUAUUUUUUUUUUUACAAGUAGCCUUAUAUUUCUCUCACCGCCUCCAAUUCCUAUAUUUUCCAAACCAUAGUUUUUAUUUUUCUCUUACUGUCACUAAUACACAAAGCGUUACUACUUUCAAGAAAUAUAAACAGUUUUUUUGUUUUACAAAGCUGGCGAUCGAUAAUCAAGACACCACUGUUCGUGAAUUCAAGCCUAAGAAUAGGCGAAUCAUGGGAGCUGGAGGACCUGAUGAGGAAGAUAAUAGAUGGCCACCGUGGUUGAAGCCAUUGUUGAAGGAACGAUUCUUUGUUCAAUGCAAGUUACAUGCUGAUUCUCAUAAGAGCGAAUGUAACAUGUACUGUUUGGAUUGUAUGGAUGGUGCUCUUUGUUCGAUUUGUUUAUCUCAUCACAAGGACCAUCGUGCCAUUCAGAUACGGAGGUCAUCGUACCAUGAUGUGAUAAGGGUGAAUGAAAUACAGAAAUUUCUGGACAUCACUUCAGUUCAGACCUACAUUAUCAACAGUGCAAAAGUUGUUUUCUUGAAUGAGAGACCACAGCCUAGGCCAGGCAAAGGUGUCACUAAUACCUGUGAAGUUUGUGAAAGGAGCCUUCUUGAUUCAUUCAGAUUCUGCUCUCUUGGUUGCAAGAUUGUUGGGACUUCAAAGAACUUUGUUAAGAGGCCAAAACAAUCACCGGAGAAGAAGAGAUCCUCGCCGGCUGCAGCAGCACUCUAUGACUCGGAGGAUUCCUUCAGCAGCAGCAGCCAUGGCCGGCAGAAGAGUCCAAGCAACAAGGUCCACCAAAGUUUCAGUCCGUCAACACCCCCUCCAACUUCUGUUAAUUACAGAACUGCCAAGCGAAGAAAGGGAAUUCCACAUCGAGCCCCAAUGGGAGGACUAGUUAUAGGUUAUUAAGUUUUAGAAAAAUCAAAUCAAAGUCCUUCAUUUGCUCCUAAUUAUACAU
Messenger RNA from Solanum stenotomum, 947 nucleotides. RefSeq names its product protein RGF1 INDUCIBLE TRANSCRIPTION FACTOR 1-like. NCBI's taxonomy places the organism in Eukaryota, Viridiplantae, Streptophyta, Magnoliopsida, Solanales, Solanaceae. Bases 215 to 898 code for a protein of 227 amino acids. The transcript has 4 exons. The record is from RefSeq and is a predicted model, not a curated record.